Molecule: messenger RNA, 1502 nt
Organism: Mizuhopecten yessoensis (Yesso scallop)
Lineage: Eukaryota; Metazoa; Mollusca; Bivalvia; Pectinida; Pectinidae
Product: TM2 domain-containing protein CG11103-like
Exons: 5
Coding region: 144-689 (181 amino acids)
Source: RefSeq, a predicted model, not a curated record
AGGGUUUCAACGACGCUGAUGUAGCGGAAACGAACAGCAACAACAAAAUGAGAAUGCAGCGGCAGCGAUGUACCUUGAUACACGCAGACAGAGAGAAUCGUGAUAAAGAAAACGUGAUGCUGUGAAAAAACAAUUGGUAGAAGAUGACUCGGGGCAUUUUAACACUUCUCAUUUUUGUUUUGUGUAGUAUUUCCAACCAAACGUCUGGAAAUAUAACGUGUGAUGAUUGCGAAUACAAACCACUUUCACCUUUGGUUUUGUGCAAAAACUUACCAUUGGACUUUCUCAACUGCAGUGAACCCCUUGACUUAGGUGGAAAUGAAACCAAAAGGAAAGAAAUAGGAUAUGGUUGUACCAAAUAUGGGGGUGAGCGGUAUGAAGACGUACAGAAAACUGGAGUUGUGUGUGAUGUUUUGCCAGACAUUGAGUGCUUUGGUAACAGAACAUUCAUACAAGAUGGAUUUCCUUGUAUUAAGUAUAAUGGGCACUAUUUUGUGACAACACUGAUUUACUCUGUUCUUCUUGGAUUUCUUGGGAUGGACAGAUUCUGUUUGGGUCACACAGGUACAGCUGUUGGGAAACUUCUGACACUAGGUGGUGUUGGUAUCUGGUGGAUUGUUGACAUCAUACUCUUGGUCAAUGGAAUACUUUUACCAGAAGAUGGGAGCAACUGGGUCCCCUAUUACUGACAAACAUCUCAGUGACUAUGUCUGGACUCAAUGACUCAAUGUAAAGUGAUUACAGAUUGACAAUUAAAUAGCCUGUUCCAGCAAUAAGGAAAUUCCAGAAUUAAUUUACAUGGAUGUGACAAUCAAGACAACCAGGAUUACAAAUUUCAAAAUAUAUACCCCUGUCUCAUGAUCAUCACAUUCCCAUAGCUAAUUAUAUAUUUAAGACAACAUACAUCAGAUUGAGAAUAAUACAUCAUAUGUUUAUAUAUAUAGAAAAAAUUAAGAUUUAACGACCGACUAAAAAACUAGCUGCUUAUAGAGAAAAAAAAGAUUUAAUGAAGACUGUUGUUUACAUGUUUCGACUCAACCAAAGUUCGAUAACCAAAAUUAGUUGCCAGUAAUUUACGGAGUUAUGGCCCUUUAUAGAACUGCCGAAACAGUUUGCGCUCACUAGCUUCAGUACUUUUCAAUGGAUUCAUUUCAAACUUCAUAGGAAGGUUCUUUUCUAUGAAAGCUUGCACAAGUUUGAUAACCAUUAUCCGCCUGUUAUUAAGGGAGUUAUGGCCCUUUAUAGAAUUGACGAAAUACUUUCAGCUCAAUAACUUUUGAAUGGAUUCAUUUCAAACUUCAGCUAUAACUAAAGGACUUACAGCCUUUUGUAGAAUUUGUAGAACACAAUUUCUGUGCAAUAUUUUAUGCACUUAUGGCCCUUUGUGGCAAACUGCUCAUUUGACAUCUGACGGGCGUAUUAUGUACCGCUUCCCGGAACUCUUGUUUUAUAUAUAUUUAUAUAUACAUUUAAAUUUGCAUAUUAAAAUAGGUUGCAUUGUA